Messenger RNA from Ilyonectria robusta, 2061 nucleotides. RefSeq lists its product as uncharacterized. Bases 1 to 2061 code for a protein of 686 amino acids. The record is from RefSeq and is a predicted model, not a curated record. NCBI's taxonomy places the organism in Eukaryota, Fungi, Ascomycota, Sordariomycetes, Hypocreales, Nectriaceae. The transcript has 4 exons.
AUGAGCUUGCCCAACUAUUCCUGCCCUGAUGGUGGAGCCUUCUACAUUUGCGAAGGCGCAUGGGUUGAAUUCUUCUGCUGCUGCACGAGCGACCCCUGCGUAAACGGCGCAGGCAAGUGUCCCGAUGGCAACCUUCGCGCAGCAGAACUUGACUUUAAUGAUCUGGUAAACAUCCCCGACGUCUUCUGCUCUGCCUCCAAAAGCUUUGAUUUUUUCGGAAAUUGCCCGGGCGACGAUACCACGAACGUUUGGCAUGGCGGCCCCCAAGAGCUUCACCCCAAGAGCUUCGGCUGGUACGCAGGGUUGAUAUGGGAUAUAUUGUUAACAUUGGCAGCUGCAUUGUUCAUCGUGCUUCCUGUGCUCGCGCUUAGGCUCGAAGGUCAAGAACACUCUGAUUACGGACGAUCAGUGCUCGAACUUACUCGAUUGAGUCCAACGAUAUAUCCCAUUCUCUUUGCCACCGUUGCAAGCCGUUUCUAUAAGAAUAUCUCUCGCUGGUGCUUAGAACAACGCAAUGGUAUUAGUCUGGCAUCUCUUGAGCAAACAUUUGGCAGCCAAAGCUUAGCCGGAGCCUUGGAGAGACUCUUUUCUGUCCGGGCCCAGGUCCCAAUUGGCAUUGUAAUUCUCCUCACCUGGACGUUAUCUCCCCUUGGUGGCCAGAGUGCUUCUAGGCUGCUUUCGACUUGGGGAAGCAGCACGAUUACUAACCGAACCAUAUACUACGCCAAUCCCAGCUAUCAGAUGUCAUAUUUCCUCGUCUCGUCAUUUGCAGCUGCCACCAAGGCAAACGUCAUAGCCCUCUACUCCUCCAGUCUUAUCUCUUCACCGGAACAACGGCGGUCCUCCAGAGACCUGUGGGGUCUGCCGAAAAUUCCUCAAUGGGUGGAAGGCAGGGCAGACAAGAUGUAUGAUGUUGAUGAACGUAGCCUGUAUAAUGGUGACGCCCACUACUCGUCACUACUCGGAGUCAAGGUCCAGGGCCUUGAGUUUGCUAGCGACACGUCACAGUUUGAUUUCUCCAUUGAAACGUCUUACAUCGACUUCAAUUGCUCAUUCGAAGGGGUUUUUGCUUCAAUCAUUUCAGACCCUCUCGAAAACAUCAACACCGACUUGUUCAAGUCAUUUCCAAUUGACAUCACCAUCAACAACUCAGAACUGUGGGGAAGGUGGAAUAGUUCCCACAAUCCCCCUCCGAUCCAAAUGGUGUACACAAGCCUGACGGUUCCUUCAAUUUUCCCAAAGUCUUUCGAUGCCAGCGUGUUCAAAUGUGACAUGCGGAAUGUCAUUCUAGAAACUGAGAUACGAUGUGGCCCCACUCCAUUGGCGACAAGCUGCUCUGCAAGGCGGCAACGACGUGUCAAUAGACCUGAUAAAGCCAGCCGCUUGCCAGCGCACAUGCUGAGUAGUCCUGUAGGGCUACAGAACGGCCUUCGGCUGUGGAGAGAGGCUGCAGGCCCAACCAAACAAGACACGGCGUCGCCAACGGACAACUAUAUAGUCGGGGAGUUGACUCCAUAUUCUGGGCAAACUCUGCGGACUUGGUCCAGUGGUUCUCCCCCUAACGUCACAAACUUCUCGAAACGUCUUACCACAGCAUUCAACACCUUCUGGGAGGCUACGUUGUUUCCCUUCAGUCACACCACUGUGUCAUUUAACACUCCGACACAAUUCAGCCAGAUGUCGGAAAUCGUCCCCAACGGCCAACCGUUUUUAAACUCGACACAAGGUACCAUGACGACAAAACACGACAUACUCGCAAUUGUGGGGUUCAUUUUGCGCUUCUUUAUCCAUGGACCAGACGUGCUGGGCUUCGUGAGUUCGAUGACGCGAGAUAAUCCAUAUACGCCCCUGCAUCGUGGCGGAUCUGGCUUGAAUGGACCAGACAGGGCGAGAAGACUCCGGCACCUGCGUGUUCAACUGGCAGACCUGCAACCUCAGAAUGACAUUGGCUACAUUGGACUCAGGACGGUUCCGUGGGUAGACCUAAUGGAGCAACAACUGCAGAAAGAUGAAACAAGCUUGAAGUGGCGGUCAUUUGGUCGAAAGAGGACAUAUUUAUAG